GAGCACGCACAUACACACACAUGCGCACAACUUUGUUCCUGCUGGUGGACCUGGCAGACACGCAAUGGCCGUCAGUGAGGCAGCACAUCACGUGCAAGACAUAAUAAGGUGCAAACAAUCUGUUGAUCGCCAUUAGUGCCACGUGGGCAAUGAUCUGGUAGGUCGCACGUACUUAACAUGCCAGACCAGCGCUAAUCUUUAAACGAACAUUUUUAUCUUUUUCUCCUGGAUGGUUGUUUUGCGAUAAAUUGAGUUCUGUUGUUCGAGAAGUCGAAGUCAGCAUUGGCGUUUUAUCAACAAAUCAUAAUUAACUCUCCAGUGACCUCCUCUAUCACUACCCUCGGAAAGUCAUUUGCUGACAAUUGCACCCGGCUGCCAGUCCUGAGCAUUGUUCUGCGAUGGGACACUAAUGGCCGAGCGCACCAUUGGACGACCAUCAAACCCCACUCCUCACAUCCCCUCACCCUCCUUGCCGCUGCUUUGCUAUGCAGUCUGAAACGCGAUAAAAACUUGGCACAUCGCGGCAAACCGUUUGAUUCAGACAUCACUGGAUGGUGAUGAAACUUGUUGAAAUGUGCAAAAGCUCAGUUCAUCAAAAUAUUGGGGAAAAUAGUCAUCACGAUGAGCACUGAGCCGAGUCACCAGACACUCCCAUCCUAACUGCUGAAGUCAACCUGCCUCCUGGAGUGGACGAGGCUGCACACUCGUGCUGUGUGCAAACAUCAUUUACUUCUCCAUUUCAUCGUCAAACUUCGUGACUGUCACACACAACGUGUGUCCUCUACAAGUCGUCGUCGUCCGACGUUUGCUAUUUUUGGUGGCAGCCCGAUGGCACAACGGUUAGUGUCUGUCAUCGUUACAAUGAGGAUCGACUGUCCUGGGUUCUCGUCUCGAAACACGCUGUUCUUUUUCUGUACGUGGCACCUAUUACACGCUUAGCAACUAGGACUCCAUGGAAUCUUCACUUUUCACAGGAGCAUCUACUAAAAAUAUUUAAAUAAAUACUGUCAGCUAGACAACUAAUUUAUUAGAGUGAAAUUUAAUAUAAUUUAAUUCGAAAUAACGUUCGCAAACGGAAAUUUGUGAACGUAAAAAAAAAACAAAAAAAAAAACCACCACUAGAAAUGUUACCUUGUGUGUUUUCGUCCUCCAUCAUUGCUUUAUGUCUGCAAGCGAAGAUCAUGGCGAGCUUGUCUACAGAAACAGCGCCAACAAGGAGUCUAAACAACUUGCAGAUGUCGCUUUUUGAAAAUCAACUAUCAAGUGAAACAACGAUCUUUGCUUCAUCAGGUACAGGAAUAUCACCAGAAGCAACAGCAACGACUCUACCAGAAACCAAAUCGUUUUCGUCGGCAGCCGCUAAUUUGGUGUACGAACCCAUGACGUUUGUGCUGGACGAUCUGGAGGGCAUUGUCGAGUGGAAAGACGACGGUAACAACAGUUUAUUCCUUGCGAACCUUGCUUGGCUCAUCAGCCUACCGCCUGACAAAGGCGUCGUCAUCCAGUGACUGAUGCAAUCAUGACUGACAACUGCACCUUUGUGAUGUACAGAGGAAACACCACGAACCCUGAGAGCCGCUUGAGGGGCAAGUUCGUGAAGGACUUUCCGCCAGAACCGGUGCUAGUUCCGUCAAGUCAGGUCCUGUUCGUUGUCCAAAAACUGACACCAGUGUCCGACGGCACGUGCCGCUUCCAGAUGACCUACUCUGCCCUGUCCCUGUUGUCAAUGCCAGCCCCGGUCAGCUCCAGCGACUGGAUGCAGGGUAGUGCUGGGGUAUUGAGCCGGAUCAUGUACAACUGUUCUUCAGCGUCGGUAGUGAUCCCCCAAGUCUUACUGUGUGACAUGGUCCAACAAUGUGUUGCAGGUGAAGACGAAGCCUCCUGCGACUACCUCAAAAACGGUUGCGAUGGGUGGAUCGGAUACAGAAACGAUUGCUACAAAAUUGCAUUCCGAAACGUCAACCUCUCCUUUCCUGGCAGUCUGCUGACUGGUGAGUACAUCUUUCCAGCUUAUGCCAAGUAUCUCUGUCAAUCCAUCUUUAAAGCAAAUCUGGGAAGCUUUACUGACCUGGAAAGUCGGGAGCUGAUUGUGGCCUUGACACGGCGAGCUGGAUUCACGGGGGUUAAGCUCGCUAUAAUUCUGCAGAAAGCGAAGACAGUCAACUCGAAGCUGUCCACGCUCUACAGGUUCAUGUGGCAAUGGGGAGGACGAGGCAGUCCAAUAGCCUAUCAGCAAACUCACACCCAGAGAACGGGAGUUUCCGUCGACUGCGCAUGUCUCUCCAUUGAUGAAGAUGGUCCUAUCAUGCACCCAUACGGCUGUGAGUCCCAGCUCGAGGGUUAUGUCUGCAUGAAGGACAAAAGUCACCCGCGGAUACCCUUUAACGGUUUGCCUGGCGUCGUGAACCUUUCACCACCCACUAAAGUCUCCUUCAAAUUUCCAACAAAAGUUUGUGGAGACGGCUCGCAUGUGCACAUUUUCCAUCCAUGCCCGGUAUAUGAUGACGAGGACGCCUUUACAGGAUGGUCUCAAAAUGGCUUCUCGUUGUUCAGGUGUGUGACACUUGGUCAGCAGGUGCACUUCACGCUCUUGUGUGACGGGAAACCUGACUGCGCCGAUCAAAGUGACGAGGCGAGGUGCUCCUGGGCGAGGUUACCCCCUAUCCAUAAAUCAUUUUUCACCUGCAGAAAGUUUCAGCUAAUCGCGAUGGACGCAGUCUGCAAUGGUAUCCCUGAAUGCUUCGACGAAAGUGACGAAGAAAAUUGUUUUUGGUGCAAAGAGGGCAUGGUGCGGUGCCCGGGACGAGGCUGCUUGCCGAUAUCAUUCAGCGGUUUUCUCAACGACUGUCGCGAUAUAUACUCUCUGGAAGAACAGGUUGUCGAGCCCAACACUAUCUGGCCUCCGGCUGUGGUGGAGCUAGAUGGCCUGGGAAUGUCCAAUAUCACGGCCUUAGCCCCUGGGGAGUCUUGUCCAGAGUCCCACUUUCAAUGUCCGAAUGGCUAUUGUAUCCCGACUUAUCUGCUGAACAACAGCGAGCAGGACUGCCCUCAAGGCGAAGAUGAGGGUAUUGCUAACCACAACUUGACGUGCCCCGGUUUCUACCGCUGCUACGGCUACAACAACUGUGUGCACAGCAAGUACAUCUGCGACGGCGUACCUCACUGCCCGAAUAAGGAUGACGAGCUUUACUGUAACCUUACCUGUCCUCCUCCUUGCACGUGCGAAGGUUACGCCUUCAAGUGCAGCCAAAUGUUUAGUCCUUUAGAAUACCCUCAGGUACGCUACCUAGACCUAAGUGGAACACCAAAGCCUCAACUAACAAACUUUCGUGUGAUGGAGUACCUUUUCUUUCUCAAUCUCUCAAGGUGUGCACUAACCUCAGUUCUUCUCCAAGAUUUGCCUCGACUACAAGUCCUUGACUUGAGUUUCAAUGACAUGAAGUCUCUUGAGUCUUUCAAACUCGAAGCGCUAGAAGGUCUCCGACAUCUGAACAUAUCAGGCAACUCAUUCCUGUCUGUGAUUGACACAGAGUUCACUGCCUUCAUUCAGACGGCGGGUGCCCAAGCCCUACGGACGCUGUCCCUGAGAAGUGUCGGCCUCCGCUCCGUGAAGGACAGGUCCAUGGGCCUGCUGUCCAAACUGACGGCCUUAGACCUGCGAGGAAACCCCUUGAACGAUUUUAAGAAGGGCAUGCUGGAAGGUCUGGUGAAUCUAUACACUUUAUGGGCAGAUAACCCCAAAUUGUGCUGUUCUUAUUUCCAGCAGGUGACGAUCCAAGAGUGCUACGCCCCGGAAGAUGAAUUAUCCUCUUGCAACGAUUUGCUCCGAUCUGACUUUUUCCGGAUUAGUCUCUGGGUGCUUUCAGUUCUGGCAAUCUUAGGCAACACGGCAGUUCUGAUUUACAGGCUUUGUGUUGAGAAGCGAGAUUCGUCCUCUCCCAGCUUCCGGGUGCUCGUUAUCAACUUGUGUGUGUCGGACCUCAUGAUGGGCUUGUAUCUCACGAUCAUCGGUGUGGCCGAUAUUCACUUCCGUGGCGAGUACGUAUCGGAAGAAGAAGAGUGGAAGCAGAGCAGCGUGUGCAAGAUGGCCGGCUUCCUGUCUUUCGUGUCCAGCGAGACCUCUGCCCUCCUCAUUGUCCUCAUUUCCCUGGAUCGCCUGCUGGUGCUGCGUUUUCCCUUCGCCCUCCAUCUACAGCUCAAUGCUCGCACAGCCAUGGCGGCCUGUGGCGUCUUCUGGAUUGUCGGUCUUCUUUUGGCCACCAUCCCGUUCCUGCCGUUCACAGCUGAUUGGGAGUUCUACAGCCAAAACGCCAUUUGUCUACCCUUGCCAAUCACUAGGAAGACAUUUCGUGGCGAGAACUACGCCUUUUCCAUCUUUGUCGUGUUCAACUUCACCCUUUUCCUGAUCAUCGGCGUGGGGCAGGUGUACAUCUUCUACAUCAUCCGAGGCGCCAACCGCGCGGCCAGAAAGCAGCGGCGUAGUCAGGAGAAAGCCAUCGCCAGUCGUCUGCUGCUCGUCGUCUUCAGCAACUUCUGCUGCUCCUUCCCAGUCAGCGUGAUGGGCUUGCUGGCCUCGAGCGGCAUAGCCAUCGAGGGCGUUGUCAACAUCUGGGCGGCUAUAUUCUUGCUGCCCUUCAACGCCGCGCUGGACCCGUUUCUCUACACGCUGAACAUCGUGCUGGACAGGCGACAGAAGCAGAUGGUCGACCGUCACGUGGAGCGCGUGCUGAAUCAGCUGCAUCUCGAGCUUAGCAUUUGGCCCUCGGAAAAACUCGAUGAGCUGUUCCGGGAGUGCGUGCGCACCCUGCCGCCUGAGAAAUUAGAAUUGUGGAUGAACAGUGAGCAGAGGCCUCAGAUUACCAUGGAAAGCUCAACAUCCAAUGUGUCGUAAAAUUGUCAGAACAAUGGUUUAAAAUUAUUGUUCAUUAAUGUGUCUUUUAGUCAUACUCUUUAUUUGACGAGAAAGAUAUAUGCAGGAUAUGCAUUUUAUUUGCUGUUGUAUGCAUUAUGAAUAUACUUUUUACAUGACUGUAAGACAGUCAUCUGAUGUUUCAUCUCACAGGAAAUCGGCGUCUAUUUUCUACUAUUUUUGUAUUUUCCACAUUAUAGUGUUCUGUGUAUUUGAUCAUCUUUUGCAAGCUUUUUUUUGUGGCAUCAAUCUGUAAGUUUUCUUUCAACAAUCUGUUGUAUUCUGUUCUGUUUCUGAUGUGGUCUCUUUGUGUGUCGUGUUUGCUUGUGUUAUACUAUUUUAUAUUAUUAUUGGUAGGCAAAAGCCUCUAACUACCGCGGAAAUUCGCGUGCACUUCAAGAUGAAGAAAAGAACAAACUUGUUCCAGAAGCAUCUCAUGUUCUUUGAAAAUUUCCGCGACUCGUGAAAAAAAUGUGAGUCACAGUUGGAAGAGAGAAAUAUCAGAAUGUGUGUGUGUGUUGUUUUUUUUUUUUUUUUAAACAACGUUCCCUACAAAUGUACAUCCGCAAAAGCUAUGUAUACAUUUAUACAUGAAUACAACAUGCACAGAUAAGA
Pomacea canaliculata is the source of this 5524-nucleotide messenger RNA. Its product is annotated as G-protein coupled receptor GRL101-like. The transcript has a single exon. The record is from RefSeq and is a predicted model, not a curated record. Gene Ontology annotation, cellular component: membrane. NCBI's taxonomy places the organism in Eukaryota, Metazoa, Mollusca, Gastropoda, Architaenioglossa, Ampullariidae. Gene Ontology annotation, biological process: G protein-coupled receptor signaling pathway. Gene Ontology annotation, molecular function: protein binding; G protein-coupled receptor activity. Bases 1520 to 4891 code for a protein of 1123 amino acids.